UCAACAUAAAAUAUAUUAUGAAAUAGAUUAAUUGAUUUAGGAAAAUGAAUCAGAAAAUGCAUCGUCAGUUGCAAGUAUGGUUUGAGAAUGUACAAAAUGGAUUAAUGCCAGCAAUAACUUUUUAAAUAUCUAUACAGGAUGAUGAUGAAGACAGGAAGAGUCGUGAGCUGCUGUGUAGCUCUGUUCCUUGCCCUGACCUCAGUGUCGGCUGUACAGAAAGAGCUCGAUUCAAUCAACGAUUUAAAGGAAAUCAACUUUGGUCAAUCUGUGCCCAAACACAGUCUUUUGCUGCUCUGGUUUGCCAACGCAGUGGACAUCGACAGGAACAACAUCAUGAGGCUGACCUUUGACCCAGAGAGUAGAGCUUAUGGCUCACAUCAUUAUGGCAACUACGAGGGACUGUUGGACGACUUGUCUUGGGGAAAUGUCGGAUACCAGUACUACACACUUGGCAGUCUCAAUCAAGAAAGUUCCAUGCAACUUCCUCCUUAUGUUGUCCGUCCCCCAACAACAGGGUAUGAGGGCAAUAACAGGGACAGGAUCAUAAUUCGUAUAAGGAGGCCGAAAACAGGACAGCGAGUUCCUCAGAUGAUAGACCAAGUUUAUAUCACACAGCAUCUAAACAAUCAGCGGGAAUAUGACCAGUAUCAUACCUACAGGAUCACAACUGACCUCCUGAGACAGAUCAGAGAGUUUUCUGUGGGACAAAACCAACAGCAACCGCUUUGGAAGCAACGCGGGUGAUUCCUGGUUAAGGGACACCAGAAACACAUGGGCUCCUAACCUUGCUGGCCUUGAACUGCUGUUAUAUAUUGUGAUGGAGGAAAGGUACUCCUCUAACCAACCCAACAACAGACAAAAUCAUUUGGAUAAUUGGGCUUUGAUUCUUUUUUGUAUCUUUAUUGUUGCAUGCAUCAUUAUAUUUGGGAACGUAAAUCAAAAGUAAAGGGAAGUAAUGAGAGUGCUUCUCAAGAGCGAUGAGGAUAACUAAGCUCUGUUGUUCUCUAGUGUUGUACACUUUGUUUGACGUUCUUAUUUCUUAUAUUAGGGUGUACUAUUUGUUGUAGUUGUAGUUGUAAAUUCAGUUAGGACAGAAUGACAUGCUUGUGAUAAAAGUGCAAAAGUCAGUAAGAAGUGUUGAGAGUUUUCAGUCCUACCAAGUUGUUCCACUUUAUUUCAGACUUAGUGAUCAUCUUCCUCAACAAGCGAUAAGGAGGUAACCUGUUGCUUGAGCUGAAACCCUGCAGACUUUAAACUCUGUGUCACUGUUUGAGACAUCUGCUGUAAAUAACAACAUUUGGAUGAAUAUUACCUGCCUUGAAAAAUUACAAAAACAUGACAACAUUUUCAUUUAUCAUAACAAGAUGGAAGUGUUUCACCAUGAAGAUGGAUAUUUUGAAAUGUGUAGCUCUAUUUACAAAAUGACAGUUUUGUAAUAAAGAAUGUUUUUGCUGUCAUUAGUAUUAAGUAUUGGAACUAGAAAAAAACAGCUGAUUGUACAUUACAAUGCUUCAGGCUUCUUUCAUGCAACAAUGUCCCGCUGUGAUGUGCACAUACGUAUGUUCUUAUAGUCACGCCCUGUUGAUUCAUCCCGUGCGAUGGAGAUGAAGAGAAUGUAAAGUGAACGGUUCUCCAUCUCUAGUCUGCUUUCACUGACGAUACACAAAGGAGUGUAUUUAAUUUAUGGUUUUGUAUUCUUUCUAUCGUGUUGGAUAUUGUUCA
Molecule: messenger RNA, 1722 nt
Organism: Cyclopterus lumpus (lumpfish)
Lineage: Eukaryota; Metazoa; Chordata; Actinopteri; Perciformes; Cyclopteridae
Exons: 2
Coding region: 139-744 (201 amino acids)
Source: RefSeq, a predicted model, not a curated record